Molecule: messenger RNA, 1300 nt
Organism: Bolinopsis microptera
Lineage: Eukaryota; Metazoa; Ctenophora; Tentaculata; Lobata; Bolinopsidae
Product: procathepsin L-like
Exons: 4
Coding region: 47-1084 (345 amino acids)
Biological process (GO): immune response; positive regulation of apoptotic signaling pathway; positive regulation of peptidase activity
Cellular component (GO): lysosome
Molecular function (GO): cysteine-type endopeptidase activity; cysteine-type endopeptidase activator activity involved in apoptotic process
Source: RefSeq, a predicted model, not a curated record
GUUAACAUAUAACUACACUACCAUCUGUCAAGGUUCAGCAAUCAGCAUGAAACUAGUAACAGUACUAGUUGUACUGGCUGUGAUGUUGACGGUUGGGGCAGAACAGGGUUUCGAAGACUGGACUGCAAAACAUGGAAAAGUUUACCAAUCCUGGAGGGAACGGGAAUAUCGACAGGGAGUGUGGAGUAAGAACAUGGUAAAGAUAGUGUCCCACAAUACUCGCUACCACGCGGGAGAGAAGAGCUACACACUUGCCAUGAACGAGCACGGGGAUCUCACUCACCAUGAGUUCCACAACCAGAGGACCUGCUUCCAUGGUGACCGUGAAACAAACUCCUCCUCUUCUCUGGGCAGACUGCCAAAAGUUCACUACCAAGGCACUCUCUUUAUGCCUCCUGUCAGUAACUUCACCAUACCAGAAGAGUUGGAUCUCAGGAAUGUGAGUGGGGGAUGUUUUGUCACUCCAGUCAAGGAUCAAGGACAAUGUGGCAGCUGCUGGUCAUUCUCAACAACAGGAGCACUGGAAGGACAAAUAUUCAGAAAGACCGGAAAGUUACCAAAUCUUAGUGAGCAGCAGUUGGUGGACUGUUCCACAAAGUUUGGUAACUACGGCUGUGACGGGGGUCUCAUGGAUAUGGCUUUCCUCUACACUAUGAGCGUGAAAGGGCUGAUGAGCGAGGAGGAUUACCCUUACACUGGUGAAGAUGGAGACUGUCUGUUCAAACCACACAAGGCAGUAGCAGGAGCAGCAGGUUACAUGUACAUUCCUGAAGGAGAGGAGGAGAUGUUAACCCUAGCUCUAGCCCUGAACGGUCCCAUCUCUAUAGCUAUAGACGCCAGUGUGGAGUCCUUCCAGUUCUACGAGUCAGGGGUUUACGAUGAGCCGAGCUGCAGCACUGAGGAUCUAGAUCACGCUGUGCUGGCAGUGGGGUAUGGGGUUUAUAAGGGAACCCCUUAUUACUUGGUUAAGAACAGCUGGGGCACUACUUGGGGCCAGGGGGGCUAUAUUAUGAUGAGCAGGAACGGGCAGAACCAGUGUGGUAUUGCUACAGAGGGGGUCUUACCUCUAGUGUCACCUUUAUAGAUCGUAGAGACUGUCAAUAUCAUCCAGGAGAUGAUAUUGCAUUUUUAUGGAGCUAAUUUUGUGUUUUAUAUAUAAUAUAAUUUUUUGAUAAUUCGACUUUUGGAAUUCGACAGAAAUUUAAUACCAAAUACUACUAUUGCAACUAGACUAUUUUUUACAUCCUAAGAUCACAUUGUAUAAUCAUUAUGAUCGUAUUAUUUAUAUACGUUACUGCAA